AUGUCUACUACCGAUAACAGUGCGACGCCUCUGAACAAGAGCAAGGCCCCUGCUCCUACCAGCACCAAUGGCGACGUCCAGAUCGGCUUCCGGCCCCAGCAGAACAUGGCUGUCGAGCCUCCUCGCCAGGAGGAUCUCCAGCCUAGCUACGCCUCCAUCGUAGGAAACGAUGCCGAUGCCAAGGGAUGGUAUGGCUCUAUGAUCAACGCUCUCGGGUCUUGCAUGGGAACCUUUGGCGCCGUUCCCUGCUGCAUUGUGUGCCCGAACCCCUACAAGCAGGUCCACCAAGGUAACGUGGGCUUGGUCACCAAGUUUGGCAAGUUCUACAAGGCCGUAGACCCCGGCCUGGUCAAGAUCAACCCCCUCUCCGAGCGUCUGGUCCAGGUCGACGUCAAGAUCCAGAUCGUCGAGGUCCCCAAGCAGACCUGCAUGACCAAGGACAACGUCUCCGUCCACCUGACCUCCGUCAUCUACUACCACAUCGUCUCGCCGCACAAGGCCGCCUUCGGCAUCGCCAACGUCCGCCAGGCCCUCAUCGAGCGCACCCAGACGACCCUGCGCCACGUCGUGGGCGCGCGCAUCCUGCAGGACGUCAUCGAGCGCCGCGAGGAGAUCGCCCAGAGCAUCGGAGAGAUCAUCGAGGACGUCGCCGCCGGCUGGGGCGUGGCCGUCGAGUCCAUGCUGAUCAAGGACAUUGUCUUCUCGCAGGAGCUGCAGGAGUCGCUGUCCAUGGCGGCCCAGAGCAAGCGUAUCGGAGAGUCCAAGAUCAUCGCGGCCAAGGCCGAGGUCGAGAGCGCCAAGCUGAUGCGCCAGGCCGCCGACAUCCUCAGCUCCGCCCCGGCCAUGCAGAUCCGCUACCUCGAGGCCAUGCAGGCCAUGGCCAAGAGCGCCAACAGCAAGGUCAUCUUCCUGCCCGCCGCCAACCAGACCAUGCCCAGCAACUCGGCCUUCAAGGCCGCCCUGGCCCAGGAGGGCGAGUCCUUUGCCCAGGACGAGUCCAGCCACGGCAACGACUUUGGCAGCACCGACCCAGGCUUCCAGCGCGCCAUGAACGCCCGCGUCGUGGAGAACAUCUAA
Neoarthrinium moseri is the source of this 1077-nucleotide messenger RNA. RefSeq lists its product as uncharacterized. The transcript has 2 exons. Lineage: Eukaryota; Fungi; Ascomycota; Sordariomycetes; Amphisphaeriales; Apiosporaceae. The coding region runs from base 1 to 1077 and encodes 358 amino acids. Gene Ontology annotation, cellular component: plasma membrane. The record is from RefSeq and is a predicted model, not a curated record.